This is a messenger RNA of Cylas formicarius (sweet potato weevil), 840 nucleotides long. Its product is annotated as cytochrome c. The transcript is spliced from 3 exons. Bases 178 to 504 code for a protein of 108 amino acids. Lineage: Eukaryota; Metazoa; Arthropoda; Insecta; Coleoptera; Brentidae. The record is from RefSeq and is a predicted model, not a curated record. Gene Ontology annotation, biological process: mitochondrial electron transport, cytochrome c to oxygen; mitochondrial electron transport, ubiquinol to cytochrome c. Gene Ontology annotation, cellular component: mitochondrial intermembrane space. Gene Ontology annotation, molecular function: heme binding; electron transfer activity.
UGGCGCCAAAAGCUACACCUACCAGGUCACCUUGCUCACCGGAGGAGGGGAUCCAGACACACGAAAAUAAUCGAAGAAUUCGCGAGUAGUUUGAAUUUAUUGUUGCGUGAAAAUUGGUGUGGUCCCGAGAGGUGCAGAUUUUUUAACUGUGAUAUAGUUUAAUUUUAUACCAAAACCAUGAGUGUACCAGCUGGUGAUGUUGAAAAGGGAAAGAAAGUUUUCAUCCAGAGGUGCGCUCAGUGUCAUACAGUGGAAGCAGGCGGGAAACAUAAAACGGGGCCUAACCUUCACGGCUUGUUCGGGCGGAAAACUGGUCAAGCGGCCGGAUUUGUUUACACAGAUGCUAACAAGAAAAAAGGCAUUACUUGGGGUAAGGACACCCUAUUUGAAUACCUCGAGAACCCUAAGAAAUAUAUACCGGGAACGAAAAUGGUGUUCGCGGGGUUGAAAAAGCCCCAAGAAAGGGCUGAUCUCAUCGCCUAUCUAGAGUCGGCCACAAAGUAAACUAAACGAAUCAAAUUAGUAGAAAGUUCGGAAAUUACGAUACCAACUACACGGCGAAAGUGAUGAUAUAGCUUUAUUAUGUCGCAUUUGAUGUAUCGUAAUUUUCCAUGUUCUGUAUGACAAUUACAUUUGUAUUAGUAGUAUUGUUUGGGAGAUUGAGGCAAGUUAUUCAUGUCUAAUGAGUAUAUAUGUGUACGUACAAAAUAGCCCAUUUUAUUUUUGAUUGAAUGUAACUAAGUUAUUAAAAAACUAAAUUAUUUCCCUUGUUAUAAGAUAUCUGUACAAUAUGCGUUGCUUGUGUUUUGUCUUAUAGAGAUCAAAUACAUGUUAAAUAUG